AUGAUUUGGCUGCAGAAAGCACCUCCUGGUGCUAUUGCUCCUCCUCCCUUACCAUCUAAGGGUAUUUUUCAACUGGAUGCUGAUAGUGAUAUUUGGCAGGAUGUUGGAAUUGAGGAGGGUUACCCUGAUCCCCCUGGUUGGCUUGCUGAUCAGGGUGUGUGCAAGGGAAUAAGACUUAUGUUGGAGGUUGAUCAUUGCAAUGAAGAAGAAAGAAGGUUGUCAAGAGAGUGGACCAUUUUACAGGAGUGGUUUUCUGUGGAGUGGCAAAGUGCAGAGGCUGCUCAGAAGAAUGCUGCUGAGCAACAACCAGAAGACUAUGACUAUGAGUGGGAGGAUUUGACAUCAGAAGGUGAUGAACUAUUGGAGGCCAUUGGAGAGAUGGCACUAUCAGAAGAGUAUGAUAUUGGACAAACAGAUGAAGAGAAUUUACAGAAGAUGAAGGGUGGUUGGAGGGUCUUGAAAAUGGCUACUUGCAAUCCUCACCAAUUCAAUUACCAUCAAAAAGACAUAGAUACCAGAGUUUGGAGAUGUACAUUGAAUGUCUGUAAUAUGUGA
Messenger RNA from Pisolithus orientalis, 555 nucleotides. RefSeq lists its product as uncharacterized. Lineage: Eukaryota; Fungi; Basidiomycota; Agaricomycetes; Boletales; Pisolithaceae. The record is from RefSeq and is a predicted model, not a curated record. The transcript is spliced from 2 exons. The coding region runs from base 1 to 555 and encodes 184 amino acids.